Argiope bruennichi is the source of this 2219-nucleotide messenger RNA. RefSeq lists its product as uncharacterized. Gene Ontology annotation, molecular function: structural constituent of chitin-based larval cuticle. The transcript has a single exon. The coding region runs from base 33 to 2066 and encodes 677 amino acids. Lineage: Eukaryota; Metazoa; Arthropoda; Arachnida; Araneae; Araneidae. Gene Ontology annotation, cellular component: chitin-based extracellular matrix. The record is from RefSeq and is a predicted model, not a curated record.
CUGAGCUCUCAGUAGUUACAGCAGAUCAAACCAUGUUCCAGAAUUGGGUAUUCUUUACGUUUAUGAUUGCUUACUCCUUAUUACGGACGACUGCUCAAGAAAUCUCCAGUGGAUACAUACCUACUACAAAUGAGUCAGCUGGGAUAAAUGUGCCACUUUUUAAUAUAGAUGAGGGACAAUCCGAUAUAUGGUUACUAACCAAAGAUUCACCAAUACCAGCUCGAUUAAAUAGAGCUUGGUCUCCUGAAACUGGCUAUCCUGGUGUUCAGCAUGUUUCCACAUUACGCAGAAGUAGUUAUGGACAAUUAGCACGAGGUCCUCAAAGUCCUGUUGAUGCUUUAGAAAAUCGAAAUGAAAAUACUCAAGGAAAUGAAGACUUAUUUGUAUAUGUUCCUGAUAGUAGAUUAGAAAAUAGUUACCAAAAUCCUGAGGCUGUUCUGGUACAACUUCCAGCUGAGUUAACCUCUGGAUUCUGGGAAAGCCCCCGACCUCAAUUUAUGGAACAAUUAACUGCCAAUGGAAGAAAAAUUGGUUCCGCACAUGGCCUAGAUUCAAUCCAAUUUGAUGAUGGCAAUAUUGACAACAGACGGCAGAUAACAUCAGAAGCUGUAUUGCCAACUACAGAAGCAUCGGAUCGUCUUCCUCUUUCAACUUUCGCAUCUCCGAAGGAAAAUUAUCCUGUAGAGCCAAUUCAAGAAUUUUCUCAACAUCCUUUCUUUAUUGCAUCUGAUGGUAUUACAAAUGGGACCGCUCCACCUAUUUCUGUAUCUCCAUCGAAUCAGCAAGAUGCUUGGCUUUCAACUCAAGGCCGAGAUGCAUUAACAUCUCCAAUAACAAUUCCCGGAAAUGGAAAGGAAUUAUUUUAUGAAGUUUCCUAUGAUGAACUUCCGUCUACAUCAAGUUCUGCCAGUUUCGGGUUAACUUUGACGAAAGAUGACAUUGAAAUUUUAGAAAAAUUGGGAAUACUUUCUGCUCUAAAUCUGGAAUCCUUUGAACUUCAGAACAAAACUGAUACUUUGGAAAAAAAUUCCCAAAAGGAACAGGAAACUCGCCCACACUUGAUAGAACAAGGCAAUCAGCAGCUUUCUGAGGGUUCUACUGGAAAAUAUGACACAAAUCUAACUGACGUGGUUUUUAUAGAAGUUCCAGAAUUUCUAACUUCCGAAUAUCAUGGAAAUAUUCCCGGAACAGAUGAAGAACAAGUUUCUGCAAGGCCUAUUCCAUUUAUUUUAUCCGAUUCAUUACUUUCAAAAGGAAAUGAAUCUGCAAUUAGUGAAAAUUCAACGGAGGCACAUGUGUAUAAUGCUUCUACGUUGACUUCUGAACAGAUAGCAGAGAUUUUCGAACUUCUUGGUAUUAGCUACGGAAGCAAUGAAAAUGACUCUUUAUCGCAACCAAUAAUAGUUAAGACAGAUAAAGCUACUUCUCCAGUACCUGAGACUGAAGAUGCAAAGAAAGACUUGAAAAUUCAAUUAACCACUGAAAAACCCGUGGUUAUAAGUUUUGGCAAUGAUAGCGAUAUUAAAACUUCAAUGUCAACUAGCAUUUCAAGAAGUUUCCUAGCAGUUCCCAGUAACUCAUCCUCAGAAAAGUCUAAAAACUCCCAAGGAUUGGUAAGCAGUGGAAGAAUUCAACCAAGAUUAUUAGACUCGAAUCGUUCAGCUAAAGAAAAUGAAGUUCUUCAAAUGAUUUCCCGAAGAAUGAGUCCUAUUUCUGCCCAGAAAUUAGAAAUUCUCAAAAAAUUGAAAAUAAAGCCAAGACCUUAUGUAUUUGGAUAUAAACAGGAUGAUGGAAAUGGUACGCAUCAACACAGGAAUGAAACUGCAGACGGAUCUGGAGUUGUAAAAGGUACUUACGGUUACAGAGAUGCUUUUGGUGUGUACAGAAAUGUGAACUAUAUUGCAGACAACAAUGGGUUUCAUGCUGUUGUAAGAACAAAUGAACCUGGCACUAUUUCAACAAGUACCGCUGAUGCAGUUUAUAAAUCUGAAUUACCACCUAAAGCUGCAGUUGCUCAGAUGAUGGCUUAUGCGAAGGCUAAAGCGAAGAAAGUCAAUAGUUCUUAAUAAUUUUUAAAAUCAUUUCAACAUUAGUGACUUAAAGCCAAAGAGGUCGAAUAUUUAUCAGCUUUAUUGCCUGGAAAUAAAACAUUUUCAAAAUUAUUUGGGAGGCUGAUAUCAUUAAUUAAUUGAGUGAGUAUACCACAAGUAAAAUUUGUU